AUGGCCGAAACUCAGCUAUGCAUUCGAAAGGCCCGCCUCGAUGGCGCGUUCCUCGAUGGCGAUCGAAGACACAACAUCGAGUCGAGGAGCAGAGAAGCAGGCCGAGCUGCGAACGAUUUCACCGAGCCGGUCGACUGGAAACUAGCUGGGAUGAAUUCAAUCACAGCAAUUUGUGCUGUGAAUCUCAUCAAGAACAGUGCUCAGCGGAAUGUUGUGAUCAGCCAGGUUCGUUUCCGUAAGUUCAAAUCGCGGAAUCCUCCGGAGCCCCACUAUGAUCGUAAGGCUAUGUACGAGGUUUGCAAGCCCAUAUUAUCGAGAGAGGAGCAAAUAUGCUCCAGCCUCACCUAUAAGCCUCCCGAGAAAGAGCCUCAUCCAUGGAGUGUUCUGAAAGCGAAGAAGCUUCGACAGGAAUUUGAACAAGCCAAAAUGAUCCUCUUCUUCCACAAGAACCCCAUCUCAGCGGAGAAAGACUUCGAAGCCAAGAACAGCUUCUUCAAGAUAGACGUCUUCAUGAAGGAUUACAGCAACACGGUCACGUCCCUGGCGAUUCAAAACGGAUUUCUCGCGAACGCUACGCCAUUCGUGACAUCGAGGAAUGCCGUCGCUGUCUCACCUCAUCAUGAUAUCAAGUCUUGCCUGCGUUUGUUGAAGAAAAUUCCACAGUACAUCCUCCUAGCUGGGGUGAUAGAUCGGACGUUUCUGGACCGCGCACAACUGAGCUGGUUGGCUACGGAGCCUUCAAUCCAGACAUUGCAGUCGAUCACCGCAGGUCUACUCUCCGCGCACCAGCAACGACUAUAUGGCAACCUCAACCGGCAUCAACAGAGACUAUCGAUGCUGCUGUCGCAACACUCGCAGGCAUCGCAGAGCUCUUCGAAAAGUUCGACAAUAGACGCUACGACUGUGGGAGAUCGUCCGAGCGAAGAGAAUUGAGCUCAAUAAAAAUCCCGUGUAGAUCCCGU
Galendromus occidentalis (western predatory mite) is the source of this 962-nucleotide messenger RNA. RefSeq names its product mitochondrial ribosomal protein L10 (gene mRpL10). Bases 1 to 933 code for a protein of 310 amino acids. Lineage: Eukaryota; Metazoa; Arthropoda; Arachnida; Mesostigmata; Phytoseiidae. The record is from RefSeq and is a predicted model, not a curated record. The transcript has 5 exons.